Molecule: messenger RNA, 2108 nt
Organism: Strongylocentrotus purpuratus (purple sea urchin)
Lineage: Eukaryota; Metazoa; Echinodermata; Echinoidea; Camarodonta; Strongylocentrotidae
Product: neurotrypsin-like
Exons: 7
Coding region: 206-1333 (375 amino acids)
Cellular component (GO): membrane
Source: RefSeq, a predicted model, not a curated record
UGUAGCCGAUUGUGAGGAGCAGAGUAGAGCGGCUGUCAAUUGCAGUAGGGACCAACGGAUAGCAGGGAUUACGUGCACCAGUCUCCCAGUCCGUCUUGUCUCUAAGAAGGACAACGAAGGAAGAGUCGAGGUCUACCAUGGGAGAUCAUGGUCAGCGAUCUGCUAUACCUCGUGGAACAUACAAGCCGCCGACGUUGUCUGCCGAAUGUUGGGCUACACUGGCGCCUCUGCGGCUUUCCGUGACGAGGAAUUACUUGAAGCGCCCUCUGCGAGCAUCCUGUAUGAGAGCAUCGAGUGUAACGGAACGGAAAGAAACGUUGCCCAUUGCAACAUGUCGGAGUCUCGGCGGGGAAGGUGUGACCUCGAUGGAUACGCAGCUGCUAGGUGUGCCGGAGAGGUUGAGGUACCCGUGCGACUGUUUGGAGGAGCUGACUUUCAUUCGGGAAGGGUCGAACUAUUCUACUACGGCUCCUGGGGCACUGUGUGUGCUGCAGACGACCUCAGCACGACCUCCACGCCGCACUACGCCAUGAACAUCGCAAACGUGAUAUGCCGGAUGCUCGGGUUCCCGAGGGCGCUGUCUUACGAGUGCUGCGGCCACUACGGACAAGGUCUCGGAGGCAUCUUUCUUGAUACUCUCAAAUGCACUGGCAAGGAAGCCAACAUCCUCGAAUGCCCGCGGAGCGAUCAAGGAUUGCACAGGCGAUGCCGUCAUUUAAUGGACCUUGGAGUAACUUGCCAGGAAAACGUUGAUUAUCAAAUCCGCCUGGUAGGGGGCGCAUCCAAACUGGAGGGGCGAGUCGAAGUGAAGUCGGACAGCUCCUGGGGUACAAUCUGCGAUGACAACUGGGACUUGACAGACUCCGACGUGGUCUGCAGGAUGCUCGGGUACGAGCGGGCAGAGAGCUACUUCUCCUGCGAGAAAUACGAGAAGGUGUCCAAGCGGAAGCAGAUCAUUCUGGACGAAGUUGAAUGCGAUGGAACCGAGGUGAACAUCGGGCAUUGUCGGGUCCAGCAUUACCACGACUGUACGCAUGAUGAGGAUGUCGGUGUAAAGUGUGUCGAUUGGACAACAGGCACCUCUUCAACACGGAGCUCUUCUACGAAAGCAGCUAACGUCACCGGAAAUUUGGCGAGCUACAACGAAGCAACCACCAAAAAUCCAUCGAGAUUGCCAGCUCGUAAAACAUUCGCCUUGGUUAUAUCUCAGGUGGUGUACACUCUAGUGGCUCUUAUUGUUAUUGUCUUAUUGACAAUAAGGAUGCAGCUGUAUAGGCGAAGAGCAGUAGAAUCGAACGUCACGGAGAUUCCUUUAACAGGGACUGAAAAAUGAGCUUUGUUCUUAUGGGCCUAGCUAUUGCAGAAAAUGAGCUGCAGCCUUUUAGACCCCGCCCUCACUAGGGCGUUUUAGCAACGAGACGGAAGACAAAAACGACGGGAGAAAUCACUCAACCUAGAUCGUCCUGUACUAUGCUCCCGUCUUCAUCUGUAACCUGUAUACUUAUUCUUAAAGACUCGAAGUCUUGCGUUCUAUCAGGGAAUUUCGACACCAUUCGGUUAUUUACUCGAUGUCAGGUGUAUGCCAGUAAAUGAGAGAGGUCAUCACAUAUUCAUGAGAAACAGGUCUUAUGUAAAUAUUGGUGACAUUGCAUAUCAACUUAAUUUUUGGGAUAACGUGACUCUGUGAAACGUGGCAAAAUGAAUAUAAUCACAGCAUUUCACUCUGUCUCUACUAAUAUUAUAUGUAUUAAAAUAUUCGUUUUGUAUUUCUUGUGAUAAUCAUGAUUAUUGUGUGACCAUUAUAUUUUGUUUGAAUAUUUGUCUAAUAUUUGGGGAUGUGGAAUUUGUCGAAUUUUAAUGUUAAUAAAGAACCAUGUGGGACGGAGGGUAAAAAAAAACUAUAUCUGGAAGAAAGGAGGUCCUUUUUCAUGUGACUGAUAGAAUUCGAUUGUAAAUAAAAUAUGUUACAUUUAAAUAUCCCCCCUGAAAUGUAUUGCACCUGUACAUAUUCACUCAUAAUUUCUUUCGCUUUCUGGAUUUUUGUUUUAUAUGAUGUAUGUAUUUGAAUUGUUAUAUUCUUAUAUUGGUGGCCUUUAUUUUGUAACUGU